Molecule: messenger RNA, 1868 nt
Organism: Nelumbo nucifera (sacred lotus)
Lineage: Eukaryota; Viridiplantae; Streptophyta; Magnoliopsida; Proteales; Nelumbonaceae
Product: NAD(P)-binding Rossmann-fold superfamily protein
Source: RefSeq, a predicted model, not a curated record
GCGAAAGCUUAUGAAAAAAUCUUUGAUGCGGGAAAGAUAUCAGUUGAUUGGCUACCACACUUAUGAUAUCAGUCGAUUGCUCAAAAUUUGUUUAGAUAUCAUAUCUUUUCCAUAUAAUAGUUGAACCCUUUUCGAAAUUGAGUUUAGUUUUUCCCGCAAUCCCCAAACACAGGAUUCGUGUCCAUGUGCCUUCUUUCUUGACUGCAAACCCUGGUCUUGAUUCUGAGGUUGAAGAGACUAUCUCAUCACUUCCAUGAGGUCGGACUCGGGCGGUUCACCUCUCUGAAUUGAAUCCCCAUACAAUCCCAGCUGCAGAUUUAACAUUAACACAAUGGAAACCUAUUUCAUGUCGGGCCGCUCUUCUUCACCUAUCCUUCGGUUUCGGCUUCUUCCUCCAAAGCUCUUUCUUCGGAGUCCUCAAGUAUUGCCUCUAGUUUUGCAAGAUUUUUCCUGCAAUUUACAAGCUAGGAGCCAGGAAGAGAGAUCCGAAGCCAGGAAUCGGAUGUUUAUACUCGGUAUGGGUUUCGUCGGGCAGUUCUUCGCCGAUCAGUUGAAAAAGGACGGCUGGGAGGUCAUAGGGACAUGCACAAGUGAUGCUAAGAUGAAGAAACUUGAGGGAAUGGGAUUUGAUGUCCAUCUUUUUGACUCAAAUGACCCAGAACUGAGAAGCCUGCAUACAAUGGAAUCUGCUAGUCAUCUCCUUAUCUCCAUUCCUUCUGUUGCUGGUUUAGGUGAUCCGGUGCUCCAUCAGCAUAAGGACCUUUUACAAAGUAGAUUAAGCCAUGGAAAUCUUCAGUGGCUGUGCUACUUGUCAUCAACAAGUGUAUAUGGAGAUUCUGGUGGCGCAUGGGUUGAUGAAGAUUAUCCCACAAACCCUACUAGUGAGUCCGCCAAAGCAAGAGUGGAUGCUGAGAGGGGGUGGUUGAAGUUGGGCCAUGAUCUUGGUAUUUCUGCACAAGUAUUUCGGCUUGGGGGUAUAUAUGGCCCUGGAAGAAGUGCUUUGGACACCAUACUCAGGCAAGAAUCUUUGUCAAAAGGUCAGAAGAUGAGGGAGGCUAGAAGAUAUACGUCCAGAGUCCACAUUGCUGAUAUUUGUCAAGCACUGAAGGCUAGUAUUAACAUGCCAACAUUUGGGAGAAUAUAUAAUAUUGUUGAUGACGAUCCAGCCCCACGCUUGGAAGUAUUUGCAUUUGCACAGGCCUUGAUUGAAAAAAGAUGUCCGACAUGGAUGAAACAAGGCCCAGCUCAUGAGGUGAAGAACGUACCCGCUAAGAAGAAAGUUACAACUGAGAAGAAAACCAUCGGGGGAGAAAAAAGAGUAUCCAACGCUCGUUUGAAGGAUGAAUUAGGAGUAAGGCUUCUCUAUCCAAGUUAUAGGUCAGGGCUGCCGAGUAUUAUGGACUACAUGGAGGAGAACUCAUUUCCAAAUUUUACAUAGUUUUGUCCAUCAACCAUGCAUUCUAUCAAUUCAUAUCUCCGCCCCACAGCACAUCCCCGCCAUGUAUUGGGAGCAUUGUGGGGGUAUGUGCUGUGGGGCAUUGUGGGGUGGAGAUGUUAACUCGUGCUGAUGUUUUAUAUUGGAUGCCAGAGGCUCGACUCAGACCAGUUGCAGCUGAAGUUAUCUCUAAACCGUUUAUGUUUGUUUAUUUUCAUAUAAGAUAUAUUUUUUUUGUUUAUUAUGUAUAAUAUUUUGAUCAUUUUAGUUUAUUAAUAACUUGGGUUGUAUUUGGUGCCAUUGAUGUUUUUACCUGAAAGGCUGAAACGAUUACAAAUUGAUAAUGGAUCGCUUAAGCUAUUUUAAGUAAAAACAGCAAUGGUACACAAGUGUUAUUUAAUAUUUGAUGCCAAAAUGUUUCAGGUAAAAACAA